GUUUUGUAGUGUGUGGACGCCAUUUUGGUUUCUUCUCAUGCUUGUGUUGAGACUUUAGUUAGUUUGAAAGAAAUUGUUUAACCAAAUAGUAGCUUCCUUGUGACGUUAUUAAAGAUGGACGAAGAGAUAACUGACGGUUACAGUGAACCAUGUGGACAGUGUGGCUCGGUCUUUUGGGGUGUUUCAGAUGAAGGGCAGUUCUUCUGUAAAAACUGCCAUAAUGUGAUUGAGAGAACUAAAGAUUUUGAGGAUGCGAAUCCAGGGUUCUUCAACAGCAGGGUCUCCUCUUUAUCAGCACGCAAAAGGAAGAGGAAUGUAAAAGAAGGUGCACGAGAAUGGAUGGUAUGCGAGGGCUUUCAGAUGAUCCUUAAACUUCAGGCCGAAGCUUUCAUUAAACUCGGUGUCUGCCCUCAGUUUAAGACAGAUGUGUUAUGGAAUUUCUGGAAGCGGUACAUGCAGAAGACCAAACAGGCAUACACAAGAGAACCAGUGAACAGUAUCAGAGGUUCAGUGGACUUGACCAGUGACAGUGAGGCUGAGUCAUCUGCCAAUGAUGGCGCAUCAUGUUACGCUGACUCAAUGAAGGGAGCCAGUGCAGUCUCUGGAUACUCCAGUGAUGGGAGAUCUUCAGUGUGUUCGGGCUCUGUGGAUGCCGAAUACUACUUCAGACGGAAAGAAAGCAAGAAAUUGAUGAGCAUGCCUCGAACACUAGCAUUCUGCCACUUGGCUCUGCUUUGGGUCAGGGAGGCCAUCACACUGGCAGACUUGCUAAGGUUGGUGUCUAAGGGCCACAUCCCUUAUGUUAAUGUUCAUUUAUCUUUUCCUGAAGAGAUGAGGUUCUUUGGCAAGGAUGCAAUAAUCUUCAGAGUUGAGACUAUCCCCUCUUACAGAAAGGUACACAAGGAGGCAAUGGAACUGGCCGCAUUGAUAGAGCUGCCUGCUUUCCCUCCUGUAUCUCAGGAUUGCCUCCUGCAUCCAGCUCUGCUCAGUCUACGCUAUUUGACGGAUGCUAAUCUUCCUGAUGAACUUCAUACAUUGGUUUGCAAAGUAAUACAGAAAGCAGCCAUGGGGAAAGACUCCUUUCUGACCUUUGACCCUACUAGGAGAAAGCCUAAGCUUCUGUGCUACGAUCUUCAGGCUGCAGCGCUCAUUAUUGUGACCAUGAAGCUCCUGUACAGGCUGGACGAUAAGGUGGAGUGGAUGUUGGCCAGGAAAGCAGAUGAAAAAGAUGAUGUAAAGCACCGUGGCAAGAAAAAGACCAAAAAAAUGGGAAAGAUGUUUCAAUUGAGAAGAUGGUUUAUGAUUGUACAGUCUGCACUGGAACGAGCUAGGAAGAAGGAAAAGCAGGCUGAGGCCAUGCGACAGUGGAAAUCUAAGAAGCCCAUAAUUCCGUCUUUAAAACAAAAAUCCCUCGUACUAAAACGAAGACGUGUGGUUGAACAGCUCCAGAGCACUUUCCAAGCUAUUUCUGGUUCAGCUCCAGAGCAGCAGGUUUCCUCCCCAUCUACCUUCCAGUUUCUUUGGGAAGACAAGGAUGGAGCUGAUGGACCCAGUCUCCAUGACAAGUGCCUGGACUGUGUGAUGAUUAAAAGGGAAAAAAAAUUCCAUAUUGUCAACCGUAAAUAUUGGCACACUGACUUGAGGAAGUGUCCAAGAAGUUGUGGAGACCAUUUCAGAGAUCUGGAGCCUACUUUGCCCAGGAUGUAUGUGUGGUUGCUUGGACUCUUCUCUUUUAUUCUUGGUGUUGAAGAUGCACAGCUGCACAGUGCAGUCGUCCAGGUGGAACGACGCCUACUGCCAGGCCGGAAAUCAGCCCCAGAAAACCUCACUGAAUGAACACAGGAAUGGUAUUAUUGAAGCAUGUCUGAGUUGAGAAGAGUUUUUUUCUUGUGUGGGAACAGUCACUGCCUGCUUUUACCUUUUUAAGGUUUAGAGUCAAUUGUGUUUUUAUACUGUACAGUUGAAACAAGUGGUUGAAAAAAGAAGUGGUUGAAACAUCUAUGCACUGAUUUCUAUAAUCUAAAGCAACAUGCAAUUUUGUACAUGUAUUUAUUUCUUUAAGUAUAUAGGAUAGUAGAAGAUACACUGACAAUUAUACAUGGAUCCUUCUUUCUACAAAUUUAUAUGAAUGAUAAUUAAGAACCCUUUUUUAAGGUCAUGUACAAACUUAACCUGUUAGGCUCCUGGAAUAAUGCAGCAACAAAAACUGAAGUCUUUCCCUUUCUUUCCAGCUGACCCUUCCAUUGCUGUUGAAACUGUUCAGACUCAUGUCUGGGCCAAGAAAAUAUAAACAUAUAUAUAUAUAAAAAAAAAAAAUGAAUUAAAGAAACUUGAAAUAUGGUUCAAAAGGAUAUGUGUCUGUGCACCAAUUCAAAUCUGUGGAUCUUUAUCCUAGCUUGUAAAGAACAGAAUGUUGGUUAUGAUCUCUCCUGUAAAGUUAGCUUCUGUGGCAGCUUUAGAUGUCAAUGUUUAAAUAAUAUAUGUGAAAAAUAAAUUUUAUGCAUCCAACAGAUUCUAAUCUAUUCAUUUUAUUAGAGAUAUUUAAAUAUCACACUUACUGUGUUGCCAUAAACAAUUUUCACCGUCCCUCAUAGUGCUGUUCCUCAAGCGGGCCUUAAAUUACUGUAUGUGGACUGUAAAUUAAACUGUAAAUGUGAUAUGCUGGAAAAUAUUUGCAGUUUGAUAACCAUUUUAAACUUGAUAUGAUGGACAAACUGGAUAGAUCAUUCUUAUUAUGAGGCAGAUAUUUAUUUUAUUCAUGAUAUAAAAAUAGAGGCAAGCUGGGAAAAAAGAGGCAAGGUAGAGGAAAACAAAGUAAACCAGCACUUUAGUAUUGACCCUUGGGUACCUCAUUACUGUAGAGCAGGGUUAUUUUCUUAUGGGAAACAAAAACUAUUUGUUGGCUUUGAGGACACUGUGGUUCUCAUUUGAGCAGCCAGCUGGAUCUGCAUGAUAAUGUGUGAAACAAAAAUUACCUCUGUUUCAUAGCCUUUGGCCUAUUGGUCUUCAUCCAACCGGUCAGUCAUGGUGAGCUAAACCCCACAUGUUACGGUUACACAACGAUAACCGCUUUACUUCCUCACUUGACACAAAUUAAAAGCACAGUAAUGUAAAAUGGUUCCCUGUCAAAAAACUCCACUGGGGAAAAAAUGUAUUCGCACCAAUAAACUUUGAUUAUCCAU
This is a messenger RNA of Tachysurus vachellii, 3182 nucleotides long. RefSeq names its product TATA box binding protein (Tbp)-associated factor, RNA polymerase I, B (gene taf1b). Gene Ontology annotation, molecular function: RNA polymerase I core promoter sequence-specific DNA binding. Bases 115 to 1836 code for a protein of 573 amino acids. Gene Ontology annotation, biological process: RNA polymerase I preinitiation complex assembly; nucleolar large rRNA transcription by RNA polymerase I. Gene Ontology annotation, cellular component: RNA polymerase I core factor complex; RNA polymerase transcription factor SL1 complex. Lineage: Eukaryota; Metazoa; Chordata; Actinopteri; Siluriformes; Bagridae. The record is from RefSeq and is a predicted model, not a curated record. The transcript has 15 exons.